Sinocyclocheilus anshuiensis is the source of this 1200-nucleotide messenger RNA. RefSeq names its product tumor necrosis factor receptor superfamily member EDAR-like. Gene Ontology annotation, biological process: positive regulation of canonical NF-kappaB signal transduction; positive regulation of JNK cascade. Gene Ontology annotation, cellular component: plasma membrane. Lineage: Eukaryota; Metazoa; Chordata; Actinopteri; Cypriniformes; Cyprinidae. Gene Ontology annotation, molecular function: signaling receptor activity. Bases 1 to 1134 code for a protein of 377 amino acids. The record is from RefSeq and is a predicted model, not a curated record. The transcript has 9 exons.
AUGGAGUGUGAAGUGAUCUGUGUACCGUGUGUUUUUCAGAACUGUGGUUAUGGCACUAAAGAUGACGAUUACACCUGCAUCUCCUGUCCGGCCGGGAAGUUCUCCAAAGGCAAAUACGAGAUCUGCCGUCGCCACAAAGACUGCGACUCGUUGUACCGCGCCACCGUCCUGACGCCAGGGACUCUGGAGAGCGACGCCGAGUGCGGACCGUGUUUACCGGGGUACUACAUUCUGGAGAACCGUCCGCGUAACAUCUAUGGCAUGGUGUGUCACUCCUGUCAGAACGCUCCUCGAAACAUCAAAGAGUGCAUGCAGUCGACGCCGCCGUCAUCGGGCCGAGCUCCCAGCGUGUCGUCCAGCAGCACCACCAUAUUCCCACACGCAGAGAAAGAUCCAACAGGACAAGGUCACCUAGCAACAGCCCUCAUCAUCGCCAUGUCAACCAUCUUCAUCAUGGCCAUCGCUAUAGUGAUGAUUAUUAUGUUCUACAUCCUGAAGACCAAACCGAGUGUACAAGCAUGCUGCUCUGGACAAAUAAUAAAGACAGUGGAAGCCCAAACAAACAAGCAGGAGGAGAAGAAGGAGGUUCAAGAAAACGUGGUGAUCUUUGCAGAAAAGGAUGAAUUUGAUAAGCUCAAGCCUUCAUCUCCAAAAACAGCAAAGAGGACAUGUUUGUUCAGAUUGAACUCUGUUGCUUUGUGUGACUCAUCCAAACAUUUCCUGUUUAUGCAGAUUCACAGCAGAAGGAAAAAGAUCCUGGAUUUGUACACAAAAGCCUGCAGUGUUGCGGAGGGUCUGAGUCCGACUGAGCUGCCGUUCGACUGUCUGGAGCGCAGCAGCCGCAUGCUCAGCGCCACCUACAGCACGGACAAGGCAGUGGUGAAGACGUGGAGGCACCUCGCCGAGAGCUUCGGCCUGAAGCGCGACGAGAUCGGAGGCAUGACGGACGGCAUGCAGCUCUUCGACCGCAUCAGUACGGCGGGAUACAGCAUCCCGGACCUGCUGACCCGUUUGGUCCAGAUCGAACGACUGGAUGCCGUCGAGACCCUCUGCUUCGACAUUCUGGGCCCCGAGAACAGCGUCCCUCCAUCCAGCCACCAUCCCAAUCUCACCUCCCGCUGCGCCAGCGUCUGAGAGAACCCAUCCAGACCAGGGCUGCGGCCUCAUUUAUAAAGUGUUGUGCAGAAACCAUCCUAACCC